AAAUAUUUUAGGUUAUGUUAUACGUAAUCAUAACAAUGUUUACAAUUAACAAUCAUCGAAUAUUUAAUUUAAUUAAUAAUUAAAACAUUGUGAUUUUUUAUUACUUAUUAAUCGAAUUAUGGAGAAUAUUUUCGAAGAAGUGGGUAUACCAAAGAAGUACCUGAAAUCCACCUCGAGAGAAGAUAGGUUUAUAGGUUUAGUCCACCGUAGUUGGUUAAAGUCGUUAGUGAAACAUUCCCGGUUAACGGAUUUUACGGAAAAAUCAAAAUUUGAUGCUUGGCCAAGUUCGGAUGAAGAUUUAGGACAAUCAUGGAUGAAAAUUUUUAUUGGCGUCUAUAAAAAACAUGAAGUUAAAGUGAUGCCUUUGCCGAGAGUACGAAAUCAUAAUGUCAAAGAUGAACCACCUUUGUUAUUUGCACAGUUAAUCCAAUACGUUGCCCAAACAAACUACAAAAAUUUAUGGAAAGAAUCGUAUAAAAAAUACAAUUUAUAUAACGAAAACAACAGAGAAUCGCAAAUAACCUUAACGGAUUAUAACGAUGUUUUAAGAGAAAUUUUAAUAAGAACUUAUGGGUGUAAAAUAAUUAAUAUUUGCGUUCCAAAUGAAAUCAGUGAGAAUUCAAAAACAUUCCAUGUGCAUUCGAAUGUUUUACCGGCCGUUUGUGGAGUUGAAACAUUAAAUGCAAUCUUUUUAUUGCACAUUCCGUUUAUCGAGCACAAUUUAAACGAUUGUGUUACUUUUAGCCCUGCAAUUCUAGAAAAGUGCUACACAAAACCUUUAUUUAUAAUAUACCAAUUAUUAAAUUGUUUAAAAUCAUUACACGAUCGGAGUUUGACAAUCGGUGAUAUUACUUUAAGCGAUAUUUAUUUAAACGAUGAUUUAUGGUUGAUGAUUUUUCCACAAUUAAAAUCGAACUUGUACGUACAAGAUCCGCCUAUAAAAGAUUUUAAAAAAUCGCAGAACUCUUCGUACGAUUGCUCAAAACACGGCCAUGUUUUCGAGAACUUUAAAUGUAUUUAUUGCGGUAUUAAAACUUACGAUAAAGUACAAGUUAGUAAUGAGAGUUUGGAGAAGUUGUGUCAGUUGUGGAUUGAAGGGCAAAUUUCUAAUUUCACUUAUUUAACGGCGUUGAAUAAUUUAUCGGGCAGGAAAUACGGUGAUCCGAAUUGCCACCAUGUUUUUCCGUGGGUUUCGGAUUUUUCAUCGAGGUGUGGAAAAAAUUGGAGGGAUUUGAAGAAAUCGAAGUAUCGCUUAAAUAAAGGUGACCGUCAAUUAGAUUUAAUGUAUGAGUGCUCAUCAAAGGAGACCCCCCAUCACGUUUCUGAUGUUCUUUCAUCGAUAACUUAUUACGUUUACAUGUCAAGGAGGACCCCAAAAUCAGUUCUUUGUAAAUACGUCCGAACAAAUUGGGUCCCAGCCGAAUACCCCAGUUCAAUUCAACGCUUACAAGAGUGGACCCCCGAUGAAUGCAUCCCAGAGUUUUUUAAUGACCCCUCUGUUUUUCGAAGCAUUCACGAUGAUCUCGAUGACCUUGAAGUGCCACUUUGGUGCUCUGGCCCUGAGGAUUUCGUCGAGAAGCAUCGGGAAAAUUUGGAAGGGGGACAUGUUUCUGAAAGAUUACAUCAUUGGAUUGAUCUUACGUUUGGAUAUAAGUUGUCAGGCCAGGCUGCAAUAAAAGCCAAAAAUGUUUGUUUACAAUUAGUUGAUGAUCACUCAAAUUUAACGAGUUCGGGAAUAGUCCAACUCUUUACACAACCACAUCCCCCAAAAACAAUAAAUAAUUUAUUUUGGGGAAAAAUCCCGCCGAAAAUUUACAUCAAAAAAUCACAUAAAUACAAAAGCCGCGAUCACAGCUUAUCAUCAAUAACAGUGGAAACUGAGAAAAGUGAAGAUGAAUUAGAAGACGAUCUUUGCGAUUCAAACGUUUGUAAUUGGUCUCCGUUGGGGUUCACAAAGAUUUUAUCCCGAAGCCGCUCCUCUCUAAACGAAGAACAAAAAGAGAAUAAAAUGUCGCGGAGUCCAAGUGGGCAAAGAAGCGCUAGUUUAGGUCCGAAAAAUCCCACCUUUAUGUCGCACGUUACCCCACAAAAAGCAAAACCCAAUCAACUCGCAGUUCCAUCAUCAACGUUAAACACCGGAAUAAUUUAUUUACCGAAAGAAUACAACCCAGCACAAUUAUUAACCAACUUAGAAAACAAACACGGAUUUUAUUCAAAAACUUUCCAUUCGGAGAAGAGUCGAAAAAUAAUUUUACCCGAAAACAAAAUUGGGCAAGAUUUUUUUGGUGAUGACACGAUUCAAAACGCUUUUACGAAUCGGAUUUUUACCGAAGCUUUCGAGGGGAAACGUAAAAAUUCUAAGAAAUCGUAUUCAUUCCCGAUUUAUGAUCAACCUCAACGAAAUAAAGGCGAUUUAAUCGAAAAUUUCAAAGUAAUGUGUAAUUAUUUGGAAAUAAUUUCGUCAAGAAGGACCAAAGAAUUACAAAUUUUGGGUUGUUUAAUCAUCGAGAUCUUCAUGAACAAACAAAUACGAACAUUAAAAAGUACGGAUUUAAAUCGUCGAGUUACUAAUCGUGGAUUAAACGAGCGUUUAAAAACUUGCAUAUCGAUUUUAAGGAGUUCGAAUGACAUCCCGUUUUGUAUCCGUUACAUCGCCAAUUUGUUAUUGCAGCCUGAUCAAGUGAAUUUGAAAGAAUUUAAAUAUCCGGUUGUUACCGAUGUUGGGUUACCCCCACCAAGUGCUCAUUUACUUUUAGAGCCGCUAAAUUCUUCCAUUCCAUUUACACCGAAAUACUUAAUUUUAUAUGGUUUAUUAAAAAAUAUUAAAAAUUUCGAAAAUGUUUCCCAGGAAUUAUCAGUUUUGUAUCAUUUCGAUUGCGAUGGGUUUUUAUGCACGGAAUAUGAGACGAUUGAAAGAACUAAAGUGCUUUUUGAACAAAAUAUCGGCGAAUGCAAAGUAAAAGCGUGCGCUAAAAAUAUGGAGUUUUUAUUAAAUAAUUUAAACACUUCAACAGAAAUUGAUUUGAUUUAUAUCUUAGUACCUUACAUAAAAACGAUGAUUGAGUAUCCUCCAACUUCCGUUUUGGCGGCUUGGUACUUAUUCGAUCCGAUUUCGCAAGUGUUAGGGCCCCAAAAAUCGUCGGAAAUAUUUUUGGAAUCAAUGCUAAAGUUGUAUGAAAAUGAACCAAGCGAAAACACAAUUCCUUAUAACAGCAAAAUCGCUAAAUUAUAUCACCACACUUUUUUGAUGCGAUUAAUCAUCCGAUUUGGCUUAAAAAGGUUCUUAGAUAAUUUUGUGACGUCAUUGGUUGAAGCUGUUGGAAGAUAUCGAGAUUACGAUAAAGUUGAUUUUAUUUUGCACACACACGAGAAGAUAAUAAGGAAAACGUCUCAUCUAAAAACGAUUGAUGCCGAGGAGUUGUCCCCAGGAGAUGAGUCGAGUGAAUCGGAAAAAAAUAUUUCUAUUAAAAAAGAAGUUGAAGUUGUAGUAACGGAACCGGAGGUUUUUGAGUUCGAACAAGAAGGGGAGGAGCCUUUAAAAUCGCUUAUAGAACAUUUAGAAUUAAACGUAGCCGAGGAAGUUUAUGAAGAAAAUUUCGAUGAUUUAAAUAAUGCUCAAAAGUUAGCGUCCCCAACGAUUCCUAUUCCGUCAUCAUCUCAAUUAGGAAACAUUUCCUGCGAAAUUGGUAGCAAAAAGAGCUUUGAAUUCGACGAAUCAACUUCGUAUUCGGAACCCAGCACGAGCUAUGAUUCAAAUUAUUUAUUGAAACGUCAAACAACACGGAAUGAUUUAAAAAUAUCGGAUGCAAGCGCCGAUAGCUUAAUGUGGUUAUCUCAUCGUUUGGGGCCCGUUCUUUCCGCGCGAUAUUUAUCGAGGAAUUUAUUAAAAAUGCUCACACUGUGUUAUGUUGGAAAAGACAAUUUAAUGCCGCUAGAAAAGAACGAAAAUGGAUCAUUAUUUAAUGAAAAUUUCGAUUUAAACGUGGGAAAUUCAAAUGUUAUCGGAGACCGAAACGCUUCCAAAGUUUUAGAUUGUCUGGGAAGAAUCGCCGCUUUGUAUGGGGAACAAUUCAUUUUAUUGCAAUAUUUUCCACAUAUGAGCGAAUUAAUUGCUUUGUGUAAACGGAAAUUAACGCUCAAUUUAGAAGGGGGACUUAUUUCGUGUUUGUCGUUGUUGAAACACGUUAUUCCUUAUUUGGCCGAUUCAACUUUAAUGGAACAUUUAGAUGAUGACAUCUUAAAAAGUAUUCUCCAUCCAUGCGUACGUCUCUUAGGAUCAACUAAAUACGCUUUUCCUAAUGGCUCGAUUUCACGGAAUGUUCUCGCAAGGAAAUUUAUCGAUACUUUGUAUAUAUUAUCGUUGAGAAUGGGGGCCGAUAAUACGCGAACUAAACUCGCUGUACCUUCGCUGCAAAGAUUUUUCAUGAUUUUUGAAAAAAUUAAAGAGGAUGGAUAUUUUAAUACGAUAAGAAUACGAAAUAAGAAUUUUGCUAAAGACAAUUUAAUUGAUACUCUUGAAGAAACUUACAUUGAACUUCGAAGGGAUGGCUCAUUCACCGAGUGGACCGUUAAGCCAGGGGAAAUUGUGCAAAAAAUUCGAGAAACUGAUUCCCCCGAUAGUAUUUCACCACCUACAGAAACGAAUAAAUCACAAAAUGAAACUACUAUUGAUCAAGCAAUGGAUGAAUUAAAAAGUGUUUUUACGUCCGAGUUAGCACACACUGCCUAUAUACCAUUUUUAAAACAAAUCGGUCUCGAAUCAUUAGAAAUCUCAUUAAAAAACCACUCAACCGUCCAUGCUUUAUGUCAAAAAUAUGUUGAAGAUGAAAAAAUAACCACCCCAGAAACUAAUAAUCCCACGAUAAAAAUCGAAAAUCAAGGGCCUACACCAAUAAAAGCAAAUCAAUCGCGAACGAAUGUAGCGUUAAUUGGAAAUCGAAUCGAUUUACAAACAACAUCAGAAGAUAUCUCCUCAUUCCGAAACCCGGAUAUAAUCCAAAAUACAAGUCGACAUUUACGAGGGAAUUGGUUGGCUUAUUGGGAACAUGAAAUUGGACGACACGAUAAAGAUACAAUGUUUAAUUUUAAACAAAUAAAGCUUCAAAAUUUCACGGGGCACACUCAUUCGGUAAAAUCAUUAUGCGUUUUAGAUAACGAAAACAGCUUUUUAAGUGGUAGUAAGGAUAAAGCGGUGAAAUUGUGGUCUUUGAGGAGUCAAGGUGAUGGCUCUAACAUCUGUAACUGCCAAUGGACGUACACUUCGCAUCGCAAAUCAAUUUUAGCAAUCACUUUCGUCGAGGCUAAUCGCUUGAUUGCUUCAUGUGAUGGAACGGUGCAUAUUUGGGAUCCCUUUGUAGGCCAAUUAAUUGAAGUGUUAGAAAAUCCAAGAAGUCCACCUGUUAAUACAAUUAAAGCCAUGCCAGUACCUAGCACGCAAAUUUAUGCGGCCACAACUGAAGGGAUGCUUCGAAUUAUUGAUGUAAGAACUUGUUCGUAUACUCACGAUUUAAAAGUAAAUGUAAAUCAAGGUAAUUUAAUAAGAUGUAUAGCAGUUUCGAAAUCGGGAUUAUGGUUCGCCGCCGGACAAUCUUCCGGCCACAUAACCGUAUUGGAUUCAAGAACGGGUCAAAUUUUAGCAACGUGGAGAGCCCAUGAAAGUGAAGUGCUCCAAUUGGUGACGCCGGAUGAUGAAACGUUAAUUUCAAGUAGUUUGGAUCAAAACGUUUCCAUUUGGAAUGUAGCUGAUGGGAAAUUUAAGUUCUCUAUGAAAUUAUUUUCAUUGUGUAGGGGAACCACCGAACCAGUUCACUGCCUUAAUCUUUACAAUUCCGAGUUGAUUUCCGGAACAACUGCGAACCGAAUUGGAGUGUAUACAUCAAUCGAUGUUGAUGCGUCUUUUUCAAGCACCAAAUUAAGAUCGGAUGCUUUUAAAGGGAUUUUAACGUCCAUGGCGGUUUUACCGUUGAAUCGUUUAUUACUUCUUGGUGCUGAUAAUGGAAAUAUUACUUUAGUUUGUUAAUUAAUUUUCUUUUUUAAUAAUAGCCCUAGUCAAUUUUCAAAUUUAGGAUUAGGAGUGAAUAAGUAUUAUUAGAUCCCAAAAAAAAAUUGAAAUAAUAAAUGAGAUUAAAUAUAAAAUGAUAUUGUUAGGUGUUAUGUAUAUUUGUAGGAAAAUCUUUAUUAUAAUAUAUAAAAUUACCCAAG
Messenger RNA from Onthophagus taurus, 6201 nucleotides. It is a transcript of the gene Wdr81, whose product is annotated as WD repeat domain 81. Gene Ontology annotation, biological process: aggrephagy. NCBI's taxonomy places the organism in Eukaryota, Metazoa, Arthropoda, Insecta, Coleoptera, Scarabaeidae. Gene Ontology annotation, molecular function: protein binding; phosphatidylinositol 3-kinase regulator activity. The record is from RefSeq and is a predicted model, not a curated record. Gene Ontology annotation, cellular component: mitochondrion.